Molecule: messenger RNA, 3590 nt
Organism: Grus americana (Whooping crane)
Lineage: Eukaryota; Metazoa; Chordata; Aves; Gruiformes; Gruidae
Gene: SLC35D1
Product: solute carrier family 35 member D1
Exons: 12
Coding region: 4-1071 (355 amino acids)
Cellular component (GO): Golgi apparatus
Molecular function (GO): GDP-fucose transmembrane transporter activity; antiporter activity
Source: RefSeq, a predicted model, not a curated record
GCCAUGUCGUCGCUGGCGGCGCGCAGACGCCCGGCGGCCCGGGCCGAGGGGGGAGCCCCCGCGGGAGCCCCCGCGCCCGGCGAUGCGGAGCGGGGCAUGGCGGCGCCCGGCCUCACGCUCUGCCUCAAGCUGCUGGCGGCGGCCUUCUACGGGUUCAGCUCCUUCCUCAUCGUCGUCGUCAAUAAGAGCGUCCUCACCACCUACGGGUUCCCUUCCUCGCUGUGCGUGGGGCUGGGCCAGAUGCUGGCGACGGUGGCGGUGCUCUGGGCAGGCAAGGCGCUGCGGGUGGUCAAGUUCCCUGACCUCGACAGGCACGUCCCCCGACGGACGUUUCCUCUACCUCUUCUGUAUUUCGGGAACCAGAUCACGGGACUGUUCAGCACAAAGAAACUGAACCUGCCGAUGUUCACCGUCCUGCGAAGGUUUUCCAUCCUGUUCACGAUGUUUGCCGAAGGAUUCUUGCUCAAGAAAAAGUUUUCUUGGAGUAUUCAGAUGACAGUGUUCGCUAUGAUCAUCGGCGCGUUCGUAGCUGCUAGUGCUGAUCUGGCAUUCGAUCUGGAAGGAUAUAUUUUUAUCCUUAUUAACGAUGCCUUAACAGCUGCAAACGGUGCCUAUGUGAAACAGAAGCUGGAUUCAAAGGAGCUGGGGAAAUACGGUCUGCUGUAUUACAAUGCACUGUUUAUGAUCCUUCCCACCUUGACCAUUGCCUACUUCACCGGAGAUGCGCAAAAGGCGAUGGAGUACCAGGGCUGGGCAGACACGCUCUUCAUCGUGCAGUUUAUGCUGUCGUGUGUAAUGGGGUUUAUUUUGAUGUACUCCACGGUUCUUUGCACUCAGUAUAAUUCUGCUCUUACAACUACAAUAGUUGGCUGCAUUAAGAAUAUUUUAAUAACCUAUAUUGGGAUGUUUUUUGGAGGAGACUAUAUUUUUACAUGGACAAACUUCAUUGGGCUAAAUAUCAGUAUUGCUGGAAGCCUGGUGUAUUCCUACAUCACUUUCACGGAGGAACAAAUGAGCAAGCAGUCCGAAGCUGGCAUCAAGAUGGAUAUUAAAGGAAAAAGCUCCGUGUGACCAGGGAAGUGCUUUUUUUGGAAGCAACCUAUUUCUGUUCAGCUGAUCACGGGCAGAAUGCGGGAAGGAAUCCGGGGCGCCUGCCACGGAGUAACGGCGAUGCUCUUAAUUUGCACAAUCUAGAUUGCUGCCUUUACAAAUUAUUGGGAAGAUAAGUGACUGCACGGUGAAGGAUGCAUCUAAUUAAGUCUGAUCAUGAGGAAUUAAUGGGUUUCUAAUCACGCUGAGAUUUGGCAGGAGAGACUGGCACAAGCGGUGUACACGUUUGAAUCGCGGAGGACUGUGCCAGCUCCGAGGGUUGUACCCCGAGCAUCCUUGGCUGUGUCUCGGUGCAGCUACACCCGGGCGCUGGGUGCAGGCGGGGAUGGGUGCUGGGGCUGGCUCUGCUCCGUGCCUCCCCCCCAGCCGGCCCCUCCGCCCGGGCAGCAGGAAGGGGGGACCGUGGCCCCCGGCAUGGAUGCGGCCCCAAGGGGCGGGCGAGCUCCUGCUCUCCGCAGGGAGCCGUGGCGUCGCAGCCCACGCGAGGCGAGCGCCGGUGUUCCCCCAGCGAAGCCGCUUCUGCGGGACGCUCCUGGUUUGGGCCAGACCCGCUUUGGUGAACGCUCAGUGCUCUGAACUUGCAUUGGGUCUGGUUUUUGUUCUGGUAACCCACUUCUAAAGCUGGGGUUACCCUUCUUGGUUUCAAAGAGCCCUGCAAACGUUCACCCCUCUCCUUCCCGCCCGAGGUAGCUUUUACAAGGCUCAGGGACGUUCCCGACGUGAAGGUUGUACCGGCCACCGGUGAGCUCGUCAGGGCCGGCAGCCUCCCUCGGAACAGCCCAGGGCCAGGAUCCCUUGGAUUUGGGAAAGCUGCGGCCGUGCCGGUGCCGGCCCCGGUGCAGGGACCCUGCCAGGGCACUUUGGAUCCGACGGGGAGCAGCUACGGGGUUUGCAGGAGAGCUGACGUUGUCCCCCCCCGGCACGCAGAGCCUCCUUCGGUGCAGAAAAUCUGCAGCAAAGCGAAGUCUGUUGCUCCCGCAACCCCCAUCCCACCCCUCGGCACCGUGCCCGCACCGGGACUUGGAUCGCGGCGUUUUGGCGCGUUGAUGGGGAAACUCGCGGGGCGCGUGCCCGCGCUGUGGCACCGGCACUUCAGCUUUGGCCAAGCCCUGUCCCGCAGUUCUUUUGGGUUUUUGGAUGUAGUAAGUCAUCUUCGGUUUGUGACCCGUUAAAAGAACGAGGUUUUUAACAUGUCAGGCAGUGUUAACUGAUUUUUAAAGGUUGUCUUACGCAGCACUUCUUUCUAGGUCUCUCCUUGGAUUGUCUUUUGGUUUAUAAAAAGAAUUGUUUAUAACUUUGGUUAAAAAGAAGUUUGGUAAAGCUAUGUAUUUAUGAAAUUUUUUGUAUACAUUCCUUUGGUAACCAGGAAAAGAGCUUCCAUAGACAAUAUAAUUUGUUUCUGGAAGAUAUUUGCUAAAAAAGUAACUUCUCUUUGGUGAAGCUGCAUUUAUUGCAGUGCUUAACAUUGAAGAUUUUAUACGUGACCGAGCAUUUUUCUGUGACGGUGCUGGAAGAGCCUGAUGCGCUGGUAAAGAUGCGGCCCCCUGCGUUGCCGCCUGCUCCAAACCCGUCCCUGGAGCCGUUCUGCCUCCGUACCGGAGCCGGGGUCUCCCCUUCCCUCUGGGGGUGACACUGCGUUUUGGGGGGGCACGGGAUGCCGAAUGGUGUAGCGAGGGGGUUGGUGUGGUUACGCUGUUUGUAAGGCACCCGUAACGCGCAAGCAGUGGGGCUCCCCCCUCGUAGUGCAGGAUCAGAGAAAGAAAAGGGUCCCCGAUCAUUUGUAUCGCUUCCUAAAUUUCAGUAAAACCUCGGAUUUGCAAUCAGCUGCAAAGUUCUUGUUGUAGGGAAAGAUGAGAGCUGCUGCGUGUGCAGAGGACCCAGAGCUCCAGGCAGGGGUAGCGGCCCCCCGCGCACCCCGGUCCCUGCAGCCCCCUCCAGCGCCCCGGGGCCGUACGGACCAACCCUCGGGCUGGGCUGGGCAUCCCUCUCGCUGGAACAGAAACAUUUGGAAAUCACUUUUUUGCCACGUUUGCUUGUAACUUUGCUGUGCCAAGGCGUUUGCAGUCAGGGUGUCGAUUCUGUCACAAGUUUUGUUUAUUUUUGAAUCUACUGGUUAGAUUUAUUGUCCAAACCGUAAAAUAUUUUUAAAGCUUAUUUUGUUUGUAACUGGGCACGCUUCAGUGCCAGGGUCUGGAUGACAUCGUAUACACUGGGAAAGCGAACAGAGUUCCUACAACAGUAUUUUCUAUGCUAUUAAUCGACUAAAAUUUUUUUCUAUAUAGAAUCUAUUUACAAAAUGACCAUUUUAGUGAUUAAAAGGGUGACCUUUUUAUUUGAAUGUUUGGCAGGCUUUCUAUGUCAGUCAGUGAUGAUAGCAAAAAAAAAAAAAAGGAAAAAAAAGAUUUUUAUGUGCCUAUGUAUUUUUGUACUGGCUUCAAAUAAACCAAUGCCCUUCCCUCCUCCUCCUCACCUGUCCUUCC